CUUGCCCAUCACCUCCGUCGGUGUCAGUCCUCUUAGAUAUCAGCGACCAACCCUCAGGACAACAUGUCGAAUAAGACGGUGAUCCAACAGCCCAAGCCAGUCGUCAUGGCCGCGGGCUCAGACCAAUGGAACUCCAGCAUCUGUGAAUGUGAUAGCCUUCAUGAAUGCUGCUUCUCCGUAUGGUGCUUCCCCUGUUUCGCCUGCAUCACGGCAAGAGAUCACGGCGAGUGCCUCUGUCUGCCACUACUGGAUACGUUUGGUAUCAUCCCACCAAUCACGAUGGCCAUGAGGGUGUCAAUGCGCAAGCGUUAUAAUAUUGACGACACCAUGUGCAACGACUGUGUAUACGCCUGCUGCUGUGGGCCCUGCUCCUGGUGCCAGAUGAGGCGAGAGAUGAAGGCUCGUCUGCAUCCUGUCUCCCUGUUCUGCAACAAGACAGGUUAAGGUGCAAGUGGGCCACUGCUUCCUCCUCCUCUUCAUCAUCGUCAUCGCCAUCAUCAUCAUCAUCAUCAAUGACAGUCGUCAUUGUCAUCAUCAACUAUUCCAGUCUUCACCAUUGGCCUCAACAUAAUCAUCGUCAUUGUUCCAAAUCAAUUCAUCAUCAUCCCUUACAAUCUUCAUCGUCAUCAUCACCGUCAUCAUCAUCGUUGCCACCAUUGUGAUCAUACUUUAGAUUUUCGGAGAUCACAUGCUGAGGAUGCUUUGCAUUCUUUCCUGCUCACGUUCAUGUGUCUGUGAAUAUUCCACCCUCCUAAGAACUCUUAUUGACCAUCACAUCUUUACUGUCAUCAUCGCCAUCACUGUCACCAUCAAUCAACUGUUCUCUCCUGUCACAACUGCUGAUCUCCUAUCAGCUACCUUAGCAUUCCAACGCACCUGAAGGCCAGCCAAUCACUGCUGCUCGAUCAGCCAUUAGUCAGAGAAGGGGCCAAGGAAUGAAGGUGCUAUGGUCUGAUCCCACUGCUCAUGCUUGAAGACUGGUGACUUCUUAAAGGGACCGUCUGUAGCCACGUUACUGUCUGUGGCAUUCUGUAGCCAUACAGAAUUCUGAAUUCUGUAGAAUUCUGUUGUUCAACUUAAAGGGGCCAUGUGAAGAUUUUUGUAAAAUUCAAGUUACCUUCAACUCACCAUUAAGUUUCUUAUGAUACUUCCUUUCUUUGACUGGCAUUGUAAAUAUCCGAUACAGUACCAUUACUGAGAUACAAAAUGGUGCUACAAGAGAGAGUCCAGGGCUGGCUGGUUAGCAUGCUAAUGUUAGUGGCUAACGUUAGUGGCUAUCUGGGCAGCAAAUAAGACCUAUUUCUAGGUAAUAUUGAAGAUACAUAAAAACUACACAUAGCCUCUUUAAUUGAAAUAUUACACUGACCAUCUCCAAACUCUUUGUCAAUGUAAUGUAGAGGCUACUUUAUUUUUGCUGCAUGCAUAGACAUAGGCUACCGUUUUAAACAGAAGGACUAUGUACUUAUUAUACAUUUUAAAAACAAAAAACAGAAUCUACUUCUACAACAUGUAGUAUAUCCUUCCUUCACUUCCUUAACUAUAUUUCUAUCUUCUUUCUCGCCCUGAAUACCUUCAUCUUGUUUGCUAUAUAAUCAUUGCAACCGUUUCAGAUGCCAACAAAUUAUUUUUACACUCAUAAUGCAUAGUGACCCUCGCGUGACUCUAAGCUUCCGCUGUUCGGUUCAUGAACAGGAGUGGAAGAGAAUGACGCGCAUUAGUCUGCACUGGCAAAUUAGCCAUACUUAAGCAGCUAUGCAUUAGCUCAUAGUGGUAUCAAAGCAACAUGACAAACAAUGGAGAGAAAUUAAACUCUAGUCAGUUAGUUACUGAUGUUUGUUAGUAUGUAUUCAUCACUGUGGCUUGACUUGACUUGAAUCCCUUGAGAUGACCUGUGCAUGUUUUGUUUGUUUGUUUGUUUUUCUGAUUUGUGGUAAGCCAAGUUGCUACAUGCACUGUAUUUAUUGUGAGCUUGCUUUGUGAUUUUGUUUGUUGUUUUGUUGUUAAAUAAAAGAUUCUUUAUGUGCAA
Messenger RNA from Sardina pilchardus (European sardine), 2026 nucleotides. RefSeq names its product plac8 onzin related protein 4 (gene ponzr4). The coding region runs from base 64 to 444 and encodes 126 amino acids. The record is from RefSeq and is a predicted model, not a curated record. Lineage: Eukaryota; Metazoa; Chordata; Actinopteri; Clupeiformes; Clupeidae. The transcript has 4 exons.